Gadus macrocephalus (Pacific cod) is the source of this 1731-nucleotide messenger RNA. RefSeq names its product palmitoyltransferase ZDHHC12-B-like. Gene Ontology annotation, biological process: protein targeting to membrane; peptidyl-L-cysteine S-palmitoylation. Gene Ontology annotation, molecular function: protein-cysteine S-palmitoyltransferase activity. Gene Ontology annotation, cellular component: endoplasmic reticulum; Golgi apparatus. The transcript is spliced from 5 exons. Bases 288 to 1130 code for a protein of 280 amino acids. Lineage: Eukaryota; Metazoa; Chordata; Actinopteri; Gadiformes; Gadidae. The record is from RefSeq and is a predicted model, not a curated record.
CUUCGUAGACGGGCUCUGGUAGUACUACUUCACUACUUCUGUACAACUUAAAUGAAGUACGAUGGUCUGGUAGGACCAGGCUACUGUUCCCGGGGGCUUGGUUGGGAAUCGCUUUUGACCGUUGACUGUUCUACAUGACUUGAAUGCAGCCUUGUUGUUUUACUCCGCACUGUUUGUCCCAACUCAACUUCCGUUGCAAAAUACGGAAGUAGGAAAUACUGAAGACUUAUUCAUUUUCUUUACAAUAUUGUCUGAUAUAUCUGAUACAUAUGAUUUAUAAUAUAUGAAUGAUAAACCAUUGUAUUCAUUCAGUUAAAAGUAUGUUAAAAAAGGUUUUCCGCUCUGGUUUCCUUGUUCGGAGCGGGCAUACCGUCCUAACAUGGCUAAUAACUCUGGUUCUCUUUCUACAUGACACUGACCUGCGGAGGUUCGAGGAGCAGGGAGAGCUGAUGCAGCCGGUCGUGUUCUCGCUGCUCGUCCUGCUGUCUGUAAUGCUGUACUUCACCGUCUCUCUGAUGGACCCAGGGUUCAUCCUCACCGAAACUGUCCAGGGACCGCUUGGGGCCAGUGAGGACCAGGAGGCCAUGCUCCCCCAGGCCGCCACUCCCCGCCUGCGACGCUGCGGAUACUGCCUGCUGCAGCAGCCAAUGAGAGCGAGGCAUUGCAAGGCGUGUCAGAGGUGUGUGCGCAAGUUUGACCACCACUGCCCCUGGAUAGAGAACUGUGUCGGGGAGCAGAACCAUCGCUGGUUCCUCCUCUACCUGCUGGUCCAGCUGGGAGCUCUGACCUGGGCCUUCCACCUCGCUCUGUCAGGGCUGAGCUGGUCCCAGGUGGGGUGGGGUCCGUGGUUGAGGACUCACGGUGUGCUGCUGGGGUGCGUGGCCGUGACAGGGGUGUUCAGCAUGGUGGUGCUGGUUUUGUUGGGCUGCCACCUCUACCUGGCCUCCACCAACACCACCACCUGGGAGUUCAUGUCCCGCCCGCGCAUCGCCUACCUGAGGAGCUGGGGCGACGGGGAGGACAACCCCUUCGACCGUGGCCUCCUUUGCAACCUCUGGGACUUCUUCUGCGUCUGCCGCACCGUGGCCUGGGACCGGGUCUACCAGCGGGCCCACCGCGACCACAUAUGACGUAAUCUUCACUUACAGCACCGCCAUGGAGCUCAGCACGAACCACGCUCGGAAUCACCACAGGACAUGCUGGGCUGGACUUGUAUGCGUGGUGAGCGUUACCGAUGGCAAUGUGUUUUGGUGGUCAGUGUUGUGUUGGAUUCAUCCAAGGAGCAGCCAUGGUGGCCACCAGAUUCAGUUAAGAUGAGGGGACUCUCUGUUCCAAUGGAGACCUUCAAACAAGCUCUACUUCUAAUGCUGCACGUAAUGUGAGUUCCUAAUAAUGUUUCAUCAUUAUUAGAAGUUUUCAGGGGGAGGGGCCUCACCCCUAACCCUACUAUCCCGCUAACACUACUAAUCCCUAAAUGUACCCCUAACCCUAACCCUUUUACUAAUGACCCUAACGCUACUAAACCCUAUACCAGUUUAAAUGUGUAGGCAUCAAAAACAAAUGUUGAUUGAUCAAUGUUGUUAUUCCGAUGUCUCCUCUCCAUAUCCCCAUCAUAUCCCCUCACUGUGUCACUGUGACCAAUUUCAAGAACUGUAACACUUUUGUAACCUUUUAUUUAUACUGUUAUUUAGUCUGUUUAAUCAGGACACAUUAAAAUAUGAAUAAUACAUA